Piliocolobus tephrosceles (Ugandan red Colobus) is the source of this 1277-nucleotide messenger RNA. RefSeq names its product complement receptor type 1-like. The transcript has 8 exons. Lineage: Eukaryota; Metazoa; Chordata; Mammalia; Primates; Cercopithecidae. The annotation marks the transcript as partial. The record is from RefSeq and is a predicted model, not a curated record.
CACUACUUUGUUUCUCUCUCCCCAGUAUGUCAGCUGCCUCCGGAUGUCCUGCAUGGUGAGCGUACCCAAAGGGACAAGGACAUCUUUUGGCCUGGGCAGGAAGUGCUCUACAGCUGUGAGCCCGGCUAUGACCUCAGAGGGGCUGCAUCUCUGCGCUGCACACCCCAGGGAGACUGGAGCCCUGCAGCCCCCAGAUGUGAAGUGAAAUCCUGUGAUGGCUACCUGGGCCAACUUCCUAAUGGUCAUGUGCUAUUUCCACUUAAUCUCCAGCUUGGAGCAAAAGUAGAUUUUGUUUGUGAUGAAGGAUUUCAAUUAAAAGGCAGCUCUGCUAGUUACUGUGUCUUGGCUGGAAUGGAAAGCCUUUGGAAUAGCAGUGUUCCAGUGUGUGAACAAAUCUUUUGUCCAACUCCUCCAGUUAUUCCUAAUGGGAGACACACAGGAAAACCUCUGGAAGUCUUUCCCUUUGGAAAAGCUGUAACUUACACAUGCGACCCCCACCCAGACAGAGGGAUGACCUUCGAUCUCAUUGGGGAGAGCACCAUCAGCUGCACAAGUGACCCUCAAGGGAAUGGGGUUUGGAGUAGCCCUGCCCCUCGCUGUGGAAUUCUGGGUCACUGUAAAGCCCCGGAUCCUUUUCCAUUUGCUAAGUUGAAAACCCAAACCAAUGCAUUUGACUUUCCCAUUGGGGCAUCUUUAAAGUACGAAUGCCGUCCUGAGUACUACGGGAGGCCGUUCUCUAUCAUAUGUCUAGAUAACCUGGUGUGGUCGAGUCCCAAAGAUGUCUGUAAACGUAAAUCAUGUAAAACUCCUCCAGAUCCACUGAAUGGCAUGGUGCACGUGAUCACAGACAUCCAGGUUGGAUCCAGAAUCAACUAUUCUUGUACUACAGGGCACCGACUCAUUGGUCACUCAUCUGCUGAAUGUAUCAUCUCAGGCAAUACUGCCCACUGGAGCACAAAGCCACCAAUUUGUCAACGAAUUCCUUGUGGGCUACCCCCAACCAUCGCCAAUGGAGAUUUCAUUAGCACUAACAGAGAGUAUUUUCACUACGGAUCUGUGGUGACCUACCGCUGCAAUCUUGGAAGCGGAGGGAGAAAGGUGUUUGAGCUCGUGGGUGAGCCCUCCAUAUACUGCACCAGCAAAGAUGAUCAAGUGGGCAUCUGGAGCGGCCCGGCCCCUCAGUGCAUUAUACCUAACAAAUGCAUGCCUCCAAAUGUGGAAAAUGGAAUAUUGGUGUCUGUCAACAGAAGCUUAUUUUCCUUAAAUGAAGUUGUGGA